Molecule: messenger RNA, 666 nt
Organism: Cucumis sativus (cucumber)
Lineage: Eukaryota; Viridiplantae; Streptophyta; Magnoliopsida; Cucurbitales; Cucurbitaceae
Exons: 1
Coding region: 117-488 (123 amino acids)
Biological process (GO): photosynthesis
Cellular component (GO): membrane; photosystem II
Source: RefSeq, a predicted model, not a curated record
UCUUCUUCACUGGCCCACACCCUUUUCCCAAAAAUCCCCUAAUCCCCCAAUUCUCAUCUUCCCAACAAUUUUCCACAAAAUCCUCCAUUCCCCCAACCUCCCAAUUCAUCCCAUCAAUGGCUUCCACUUCCGCUCUUUCAAUGGCCUUACCAUUCACCCACGCCACCCGCAAGCCACUCUCCAACGACGCUUUCUUCAACCCAUUGCCCUCUUUUAAGUCCCGCAAGCCCAUCGCCACUGCUCCCAUCUCCAACGGAAGGAUCCUCGCCGUCCGAUCUUCCUUCAAGGAGAAGGCUGUUGCUGGAAUCUCUGCUGCUGCUCUCACCGCGUCGAUGGUCAUUCCAGAGGUUGCCGAGGCUGCCGGAUCCGGUGUCUCGCCCUCCUUGAAGAACUUCUUGCUGAGUAUUGCGGCAGGUGGAGUGGUGGUGGUGGCGAUAUUGGGGGCGGUCAUCGGCGUCGCCAACUUUGACCCGGUGAAGCGAAGCUGAGCGCAAAUGUGAAGUAAAAAGGGGGAAAAAAAAAGAAGUAAAUUGUAAUUUUUGUGUUUUACGUUUAUUUAAUCGUUGUGUUUGUGGUCAUGCUAAAUUGCUAAUGUAUGGAUUUUUUAGCUGUAAACUUUUUCCAUUCAACUCUAAAUUUCUCCAUCUCUCUUCAUUUAUGCCCAAA